AUGUCAUACUCUUCUAAUUCAAGUUCACAAACUUCUUUAAUUGAGCCUAUGAUUCAAAUAAUUAACCCUCUUGAUUAUGAAGAUUAUGGAUUCUUCUCUGUCUCAGCACAUACAGAUAUUGGAAAUCGUAAGAGUCAGGAAGAUCGUUUUUUGAUAGUACCGAAUUUGGGUAAUGAUAGGCACAAUAUAUCAUUUUUUGGUGUCUUUGAUGGUACCGUAGGUCACUUUUCUUCUGAGACUAUUCAGAAGAUAAUUAUCAGACAUUUAACAGAAUCGCCAGCUUGGCAAAAUCUAUUAAAUGCACUAGAAACUGGCAAAAAUAUACCCAACUUAGCUUCUGAAGCUGUAUUUAAUAUGUAUAAAAGUGCAGAUGAAGAAUUACUCUCACUAUGCUCUGAACAUCUUCAAGAUUACGCUUCUACUACUAGUGUUACUGUUCUCAUUAUCAAUAAUUAUAUCAUUAUAGCACAUCUAGGUGAUAGUAGAGUAGCUGUAAGUUAUGAAUCAAGAGGUAAUUUAGCAUCAAAAUUCUUAACUAUUGAUCAUAAACCAAAUAAUCCAGAAGAAAAAAUGAGAAUUAUCGCUUCUGGUGGAUCAGUAGAAUUUUUAUGUAGUCAUUCAAAUAAUCCAUUUUUAAGAGGUGGUGAUUUUACUAUAAGAAAAGCAAGAGGUGAUCAACCCAUGCAAUUACAAUAUUCUAGAGCAUUUGGUGGGAAAGAUUUGAAGAAAUAUGGAUUGAGUAGUAAUCCAGAUAUAACAAUAUUUGAGAGAAAUGAUACACAUAAAUGUUUAUUACUUGCUUCUGAUGGUUUAUGGGAUAUCAUGUCAUCUGAUGAAGCUUUCAAAAUCUUAUUCCAAGCAUAUUUUCAACAUGAGAAUCCUACAAAAGUAUUAAUUGAAAAAGCAUUGGCAAAACAAAGAUCAAGAUCAAAAAAUGCAGAUAAUAUUACAGCAGUAGCAGUAUUCCUUAAUCAAAAUAACAUCACAUAUGAUCAAUAA
Theileria annulata is the source of this 999-nucleotide messenger RNA. Its product is annotated as serine/threonine protein phosphatase 2C, putative. Gene Ontology annotation, molecular function: protein serine/threonine phosphatase activity. The record is from RefSeq and is a predicted model, not a curated record. Gene Ontology annotation, biological process: protein dephosphorylation. The transcript has 6 exons. Bases 1 to 999 code for a protein of 332 amino acids. Lineage: Eukaryota; Apicomplexa; Aconoidasida; Piroplasmida; Theileriidae.